CAUUAUAAAAUAUUGCCAGAAUUAUCAAUUCAUGAGGCAGUCCUGUCCUCUUGUAGUUCCAGCCCCAUCUUUCUAUAUUUACCCACAAUUCCCUUUAUCUUCUUUGCACACCAAGCAAUAUCAAAUCUUCAAAAAUGAAGAAAGUUCGCAUUACUUGUCUCCUACUCUUGUUUGUUCUUGUAGCUUCUGCUACUGUAAUGGCUGAGGCGCAGAAAUGCAAACCAAGUGGCAGAGUGAAGGGAAAGAAGCCUCCGAAUGAAUGUAACCACAACAACGAUUCUGAUUGCUGCGAAGAAGGCAAGUUCUACACUACCUAUACGUGUUCACCACCGGUGACUAAGAGUACAAAGGCGACUUUGACCAUCAAUAGCUUUCAGAAAGGUGGAGAAGGCGGUGGACCGUCAGAAUGUGACCAAAAGUACCAUGACGAUGAUACGCCUGUGGUGGCAUUGUCGACUGGAUGGUUCAAUCACAAGAAGAGGUGCCAUAAUUACAUAACCAUUCAUGGGAAUGGAAAGAGUACUAAGGCUAUGGUGGUGGAUGAAUGCGACUCUACCAUGGGGUGCGAUAAUGAGCAUGGUUAUCAGCCACCAUGUGCAAAUAACAUUGUCGAUGCAUCAAAAGCAGUUUGGAAAGCUUUAGGUGUUAAGGAAAGUGAUGGCAGAUGGGGUUGGAUGGAUAUCACCUGGACAGAUGCUUGAUUUUCCAACAUCAAUAAGGCCUCAUUUCAGAAAUCUAGCAAUAAUGCAUGUCGAACUCUUCAAUACUUGUUAAGGAGUUCGUGCCAAUAAGAUUGUUUACAUGCAUUGUACCGACAGCAAUGCAUCAGAGCAUGAGAGUACAAUAAAAAUGAUUACUCAGUUUACUGAAAUAAA
Molecule: messenger RNA, 875 nt
Organism: Ricinus communis (castor bean)
Lineage: Eukaryota; Viridiplantae; Streptophyta; Magnoliopsida; Malpighiales; Euphorbiaceae
Product: kiwellin-1
Exons: 1
Coding region: 135-701 (188 amino acids)
Source: RefSeq, a predicted model, not a curated record